This is a messenger RNA of Micropterus salmoides (largemouth bass), 1423 nucleotides long. RefSeq lists its product as uncharacterized. Gene Ontology annotation, molecular function: nucleic acid binding. The record is from RefSeq and is a predicted model, not a curated record. Lineage: Eukaryota; Metazoa; Chordata; Actinopteri; Centrarchiformes; Centrarchidae. The transcript has 2 exons. Gene Ontology annotation, biological process: DNA integration. Bases 56 to 1423 code for a protein of 455 amino acids.
AGAUGUAAUUCACCUCGUACUCCGAGCCAACAAAGCAAUACCCAAAAAUAGCCCCAUGCAGAAACUCAGCCCAUUCUUGGAAGACAACCUCAUUUGUGUUGGGGGCCGAUUAAGGCACUCAGAACUCCCUGCUGCCGAAAAGAACCCAAUAAUCCUGCCCAAAGGUAGCCACAUCUCCUUACUGCUCACCCAACAUCACCACGAGCAAGUAAAACACCAAGGCAGACACCUGACAGAAGGCGCGAUUAGGGCAGCAGGAUUGUGGAUUUUGGGAGGCAAAACAUUAAUCAGUUCAGUACUCCACAAAUGUGUAACCUGUCGCAGGCUGCGCGGAAAGCUGGAAGAACAAUUCAUGGCUGACCUGCCACCUGAACGCCUUAAAACCUGCCCUCCCUUUACAUAUGUGGGGAUCGAUGUAUUUGGUCCCUGGUCCAUCUCUACCAGACGCACCAGAGGAGGACAGGCAGAGAGCAAGCGGUGGGCCAUCAUGUUCAGCUGUAUGAGUUCAAGAGCAGUGCAUAUCGAGGUAAUUGAGGCUAUGGACACAUCUAGCUGCAUAAAUGCCCUCAGACGCUUCUUCGCACUCAGAGGCCCUGCGAAACAGCUCCUAUCUGAUUGUGGCAACAACUUUAUUGGAGCGCGCAAGGAGCUUGGGAUGGACAAAAGGCUGCAGAAGUUCCUCAGUGAGCAAGGAUGCAUCUGGGAAUUCAACCCGCCACAUGCCUCCCAUAUGGGAGGCUCUUGGGAGCGCAUGAUUGGUGUCGCUAGAAGAAUCCUUGAUUCAAUGUUUCUCCAACAUAACACUCGCCUAACCCACGAAGUUCUUUGCACACUGAUGGCUGAGGUCACGGCCAUCAUGAACGCACGUCCACUCCUACCUGUCUCUGCUGACCCGGAAAACCCUUUCAUACUCUCACCGUCAAUGCUUCUUACGCAGAAGACUGGAGCUCCACCCCCUCCAGGAGAGUUCUCAGACAAGGACCUUUACACAAAGCAAUGGAGACAGGUUCAGGCUCUUGCAAACCAGUUCUGGACCCGCUGGAGCCGUGAAUACUUACCUUCCCUGCAACACAGACAUAAGUGGACAGUACCUCGAAGAAACCUUGAAGUUGGAGACCUAGUUCUACUCAGAGACAAGCAGACUGUCCGCAACUGCUGGCCUAUGGCCAGGAUCACUGCCACCUUCCCUGGAAACGAUGGCCACGUAAGAAAGGUCGAGGUGAAAACAGCUGACCAGGGUAAUACCUCCUCUGUGUCAGCGAGUCCCUCUGGUAAAAUAAUGGAGGGCAGUUCAGUCCUGUGCAGUGUUGUCAACGUAGAAGAGAGGCUGAACACAUUAUUAGCAGGAGGAACACAGAAACAGCAGCUGGAGCAAGACUCGGGAACAUCUAUCAUCAGGGCUUCUCAUCCUCUUUUGAGUUGA